Menidia menidia (Atlantic silverside) is the source of this 6126-nucleotide messenger RNA. The record is from the annotation of a GenBank genome assembly. NCBI's taxonomy places the organism in Eukaryota, Metazoa, Chordata, Actinopteri, Atheriniformes, Atherinopsidae.
CUUGGACUGUUGGUUGUCAUAAGCUACAUCGUAUUCCACAGCCAUGUUUUGCAAGUCCACACUUCAUCUUCCUAAGACAGGAAAUUGUUUUUCCAGCCAGCAGAGAUGGUCAAAGACGAAACAGCUUUAUAUGGUGACCCUUGAUGAAAUAUAGCCGUAAAAAGAAUGAAAUCUGGUUUAAAUGAUUGCCUUAUGGUAUACAUUUAUUUGUAAAGUCUAAAGUCUAGUUUCGGAAAAUCUGAUGUGCUCUUGCACCUAUUUGUGGGCUUGCUAUAAAUAGGGUCCUGCUGGCAACACUUGCAUGUCUAUGAUAGGCGGCUACAGAUUUUCCUCACAGGCUCUGGCUCCAAAGCAACACUGACAACAUCUUAGUGGAGCUUUUACAUGGACAGCUUCGUUCAAUUUGAGCCUUGGAUGUGACUUUGGAGUAUUUUUCCCUAUCCUUUUUUACUGCUCUGUGAAUUAUACGCCUCUCUCGGAUUAUUUUGUAUUUUUUGUGAACUGUAUCAGUGGACAAUGACUUCCAGGAGGCCAAUGACUCGUUCUUUUUCUGGCAAUGGGAGAACCAGCAGCUUCAGCGAAGAGGAUGUCGGCUCUUCAAAUGGCCGUUCAGAAGGCCGCAGUACAUAUCUUUCAAACGUCCGGCCGGAAAACAGGAGCACGUUAUGCAGCGUCAUGGCUCAGCUGACUGAGGACAUUCAGCCAUCCUUUGAGACUACGCUGAAAUCAAAGGCAGUGUCAGAAAACUGUAAUGUGAAAUUCACCUGUGUGGUGUCAGGUCACCCGGCUCCUGAACUGAAAUGGUAUAAAGAUGACAUGGAAAUGGACCGCUACUGUGGCCUACCAAAAUAUGAAAUCCACCGCAAUGGAAAAACCCAUACCCUUCAUAUUUACAAUUGCACAUUGGAUGAUGCAGCCAUCUAUCAGGUCUCAGCCAGCAAUAGCAAAGGUAUUGUCUCCUGCUCUGGAGUUUUGGAGGUCGGUACCAUGAGUGAGUACAAGAUCCACCAGCGGUUCUUUGCCAAGCUAAAACAAAAGGCAGAAAAGAAGAAAAAAGACUUUGAAGAGCAGGGCAACGCAACUGUUAAAGAAAACAUUCAGAGAGAAGAACCACAGAGGAGCCCAGUGCACCUUCAAAGGAAACGCUCUGUCCCACCACAAGAGGAGAGGGCUGUGAUAAAAAAGCCUGUGACAGUUGAAAAGCCAAAAGAGGCUACAGGUCCAAAGGAUAUUACUGCAGGAGCUCAGGCAACAAGUGCCCCGGCAGCCACAUGUGACUCUUCAGAGAAUGAAGCACCUUCAUCACAGGACACUUUGGCCAAAAAGAGAAUUAAGAUGUCAAAUGGUGUAGAUGCUGCAGCAAGUAGUGGCAGCAGCAGCAACGGUGGGAACAGAGGCCACGUCAUGGGAAAUGGAGGAGAAAACUGUUAUGAUGGAGGGAUCAGUUUAGCACAGUUUCUGGCAGAAACCCUCCAGUCUCAAACUACUGAGCAAAACCAGACUUCAUCUCGUGAGGAGAAACCUAAAGAGAUGGAUACAGCUGUUGAAAAAGAUAAUAAUGACAAAGAGCAGGAAGACAAGCAUAAAAAGUUAGACGUACAGGAAAAAGUAUUGCAGGAAGAGUGUGAACAAGAGAAGAAAAUAGAAGAGGAACUGUCCUUGGAAAGAGAAAAGGAAAGAGAAAAGCAGUUUGCGAUACUGCACACAACAACUCAUGGAAAACAGGGUUCAGAUGUCAAACAUCACAGCAAGGGACAAAAGGACCAUGACCACCACAAAAUCCAGGCUUCCAUCUCCUCCAUGCUUCACACAGUUAAAGAUUUUUUCUUUGGUAAGAGUAAGAAGGACGAUCAUGAUCACACUGAGAAGGAAGACAGAGAUUUUGAGCUCUCGAAUGCAACAGAGGAGCCCUCUCACCUGGACAUGCCUCCAUCUUUUCAGCUGCGGACAGGGAACAAUCCAGAGCUGUGCGGGCAGAUCACAGGGGAAGCUGUAUCCAUGGAAGUGGAUGAACCCGAAACUCCCCUAGAAACAAUGGUUACAGAGCAGAACUUGUCACUAUCAGCAUCACUCAAGCCACUGAAGUGUGAAGACACUGCUUUGAUCACAGAUCUGCUUCAAGAUCAUGCAUUGAAACCUGAAAGCGUCGGGGAGUCCACAUCGCAGAUUCUGGUGGACUCUGGUGCUGCUGUGGAUGCCAUGGAGGUGUCAGUGGAACCAGAGAUCAGCAGCGCAGGUGAAGACAGUUCAUUAUCUCGGCCUGAAGUUAACACAGAGGGUGAAAAGAAAGACUCUGAGGCCACUUCUGCCAUAAAGAAUGUUGUGAUACAACAGCAGGAGUCAGAUGUCCUGGUAGUUCAACAACAGUCCAAUCAUCAUCCUGGAAAACAUGAGUCUUCUCCAAAGGAAACUGUCUUCCCACAAGCCCAAGCUCUUGCUCAUGAAGAAUUUUCCCUCACACCCACCAUCACGGAGUUAGACUGCUGCCAGACUCCCCCUCACAGGCACGUCUCAGCAUCAGACAGUUGUGGAGAAACCCUCAAUGAGACUUCACACACAGAGGAAACAAUUGUUGAUAUGAUGGACAACAAAGUAAAGCCUGUCACAGAAGAAGGCGGUUCCUUCAACGGGUGGUGUGAGGAAGAGAAAGCUGAAGUGAAAUUCAAAAAAGAUACAUCCCCAGAUAUAAACAGGUCUGAGAUGACAAAAUUCUCAGUGGAAGACAGAAUAGACCCAUGUGAAUCUGAAACACCAGAUCAGGUGAUUUCUUCUCUUUCAGGGGCGGCUACAUGCAGCACAGAAAUGGAUCAUGUAAAGGAAGAGACUAAAAGUACUACACUGAUUCAGGAAAUGAAUGUAGGAUUUCCGCCCACCACUGUCCCAGAGGGUUUAGAGAUGAGUGACCUAAAAAUGCAAAAUGAAUGCUCUACCUCUUUAAUUGGGGAAAUCACCGAAGCCCACAAGGGUAAACCAAUACAAGAAACCAAUUCAGCUUUUAUAAGGGGUGAGGAGAGCUGUGAAUUGAAUGAGAUGCAAAGUUCAUCCAUGGAGAAAGAUUUAGAGACAAAUUUGUGUAAUAUUUUAAAAACACAGCAGCAUACAAAUGUAGGUGGUGAAAGCACUGAGGUAUGGAAUCAGGCUGUACAGGGCAGUGAAAUUAACAUAGAAGAGGAGGACAAAUCAAAGACAUUUGCAGUUACACAAAACAGUGAAAGUAUCCCAGUGAGUAUUCCAUCAAUUCAAAUAUCAGCUAUUGAAGAUAUUCCAAUUAUUGAACCAUCUGUGCCAAAUUGGAGCGCAAAUGAACAUGUUAUAAUACCAACAAUUGAAAUAUUGGACCCUGAACUUAAGGAGUGUAGUUUGCCACUUACUAUUUUGGCAAUUAACAAGCGGGAACCAAUAAAUGUACAAAAACAGGAUGCAAUGUAUGAGUCAAAGAUAACUAUCAAAGAUGAGGGCAUGGUUGACUCUCCAGGGUUGUUCACUGCGGAGGGAAGAAUGCAGAAUAAUGAUGACCUCUCACCGACAGAGAAAGUCAAGGAAGUUGCUCAAGACAUGCGUGAGCAGAAGGAGCCCAAUGUGGAACAGAGUGAGCCGCCUCCUCAGACAGACUGUGCGUCGAUCCCUGUUAUCAACAUCUCAUGUACAGACGACACAAAGAGUGAAUAUUCACAUGAGGGCAAUGGUUUGUGUUCACAGCAGGUUUCCGAAACUCCAAGAGGGCCCCUUUUUGUGGUCCCACCAAUUUCUGUAACUUGUCAUGAAAGCGAUUCUGGGCUUAAACAGCCCGUUCACAGCGAGAGGACAGAAACAGAAACUUCAUCUGGCACGCAAAGGGGAACAAAGCAGGGUGCUGGCAGUAACAUGACCAUGAUACCUGAAAUAACUAGUCAAAGAAGACAGGACCUUGAGGAAAUAUCUGAAAAGAGUGUUAAAGGAAACACUCCAUUGGUGCCAAAUGAAACUCGUACACACAAAGUUGGUGGCAGUGCACCAUCAUUCAAUAAACCAAGAGAAGACGAUACUGUCCCUGAAACGUUGAAGCAAAAGUCCAUAAAAGAUGCCAAGACAGAGAAUUCGAUGUCUCUUGAGGAUUUCCUCAAAAACAGGCCUUCUGUUGAGAGACUAAGUUCCAAACCCCCAACAUAUCCAUCUCUAAGUCCAGCCAGUCUCCGUAAAUUUAUGUCCAAAGCUGCUCAAGAUUCAGACGAGAACGCAACUGUUCCUGGGGGCGACCGUCAGAGCGACAAGGCUGAAGAAGAUCUGAGUGGAGGUUCAACACCGACAUCAUCUCUCUCCUGUGAAAGCAGUCCCCGGCUGAAACGAAGGGACAGUCUGACACUCAUCCGGUCUGCCACCCCUGAGGAGUUGGCAUCAGGAGCUCGACGCAAAAUCUUCAUCCCAAAGGCCAAAGACGACAUAGAUGGAGUGGUUCUUGGUUUGCUUGACGGCAAGAAGGAGACUCCUUACAUGUCACCCAGCCAAGCUCGCAGGGCGGCAUUAUUGCAGGCUUCCACAGGACAAAAAACCCCACCUCUGGAGAGGCGCUCUCCACUGUUAAGUCGAAGAAGGGCCACGUUGGAGGUGCCGAAGGUAGUAGAGGACACUCCACCAGUAGAGCCCACAAGCACUAAGACAGAGGAGAAACCAGCUGAAAAGAAACUAGAUCCCCUGAAAGUAUAUAUUUACCUUGGAAACUCCAUUCCACCCACCCCUUUUUCCCCUCCACCCUCUAAUUUACCACCAGCUCCUCAGGUUAUCCGUAAGAUAAGGGGAGAGCCAUUCCCAGAUGCCUCUGGACACCUGAAGCUGUGGUGCCAGUUCUUUAACGUGCUCAGUGACUCCACCAUUAAGUGGUUCAAAGAUGAGGAGGAAAUACUAGAGGUGAAGAGAAGUGGAGGGGAUGAAAGUCAAGUUGCUCUGGCCAUUGUUCUUGCAUCUGACCAAGACUGUGGUGUGUAUGGCUGCACCAUCAGUAAUGACUAUGGGACUGACACUACUGACUUCCUGCUCAGCAUAGACAUUCUGUCUGAGAUACUACUGAAAGAGGACUUAGAAGUUGGAGAGGAGAUCGAAAUGACCCCACUGGUGUUCACCAAAGGCCUGGCAGACGCUGGCAGCUGGGGUGAAAAGUACUUUGGCCGCAUUUUAACUCAGACGCUGCAUAUGGGUGAGGGCUGCACUCACAAAGCCAGCAGGGUGAAAGUGAUCUACGGCCUAGAUCCUGUAUUUGAGUCUGGAAGCACUUGUAUCAUCAAAGUCAAGAACCCUAUUGCCUUUGGGACCAAACAGGACAGCAACCUUACAGAGAAAAAUAUGGACAUUACCAAGCAGGAAUGCAAAAUCCAAAACAUGAUCCGAGAGUACUGUAAAAUCUUUGCAGCGGAAGCAAGACUUAAAGAAAACUUUGGGCAGACUUUAGAAGUGAUUCCUCUAUACAUGAUGUACCGGCCCGCAAACUCGGUGCCAUAUGCCACUGUGGAGGCUGAUCUUACAGGCAACUUUGCUAAGUAUUGUUCAAUGGAUGCUAAAGGCAAACUGAUUAUAGGAACAGUUUCAGAGAUUGAGCUGAAAUGCAGCGCUUUCCAGCACUGGAUCCAUCAGUGGACGCAUGGCAAUUUGCUGGUCACACAGAUGGAGGGUGUUGACUCGAAGAUUACGAACAUUAAAGUUGUCUCUAAGUCUAAAGGAUAUCAAGGACUAACUGAAGAAAGCUCUUCAGAAAUAUUUGAUCAGUUCCUGACACUUCAUCAGUGUAACUACUACUGUGGACUUCUUUCCCUGCGUUCACUGAAAGCUGACAGUCUGCAGCAGCCUUCCAAGAUAAAGGGCUCCAGAAGCCCCCUGCUCAGCCGCAAGCUAGGAUCCAGCAGUCCACUGCUCCAGAGAAAAGGACAGAGCCCGCAGGUGUCUAGGAAGGCUGAUUCUAGCCCAAAGGUGACAAGAAAAGCUCAGGAUACAAAUGACAGUAAAUCAGGCAUUAAAGCCAAGCCUUCUGAAAGUAUUUCUGCUGAGAUGAGGAUAUCCUACCAUGCCGCCUGCCCAGCUCAAAGCCUGAUUGAUGAACGCCAGGAUAGCAAGAAAAGCAAUAAGAUUAGCUGCGAUAUUCGCAACAAGACCUAUUGA